Messenger RNA from Vombatus ursinus (common wombat), 1512 nucleotides. RefSeq names its product NADH:ubiquinone oxidoreductase core subunit V1 (gene NDUFV1). The coding region runs from base 21 to 1421 and encodes 466 amino acids. The transcript is spliced from 10 exons. Gene Ontology annotation, molecular function: NADH dehydrogenase (ubiquinone) activity; NAD binding; FMN binding. Lineage: Eukaryota; Metazoa; Chordata; Mammalia; Diprotodontia; Vombatidae. The record is from RefSeq and is a predicted model, not a curated record. Gene Ontology annotation, biological process: mitochondrial electron transport, NADH to ubiquinone.
CCCCCCCCCAGGCCCGCACGAUGCUGGCGGUGCAGCGGCUCGUGCGGGGGGCGCUCUCCGCCAGGGGCCUUGCCCGGCUCACCUUCCAGGAGGUGGGGACGGCGCCCCCCAAGAAGACGACCUUUGGGUCCCUAAAGGAUGAAGACCGCAUCUUCACCAACCUCUACGGCCGCCAUGACUGGAGGCUGAAGGGGGCCCUGAGUCGGGGCGACUGGUACAAGACAAAGGAGAUCCUGCUGAAGGGGCCCGACUGGAUCCUGAGCGAGGUCAAGACCUCAGGCCUGCGGGGCCGCGGAGGGGCCGGCUUCCCCACCGGCCUCAAGUGGAGCUUCAUGAACAAGCCAUCUGAUGGCAGGCCAAAAUACCUGGUGGUGAAUGCAGAUGAGGGGGAACCAGGGACUUGCAAGGACCGGGAGAUCAUAAGGCAUGACCCCCACAAGCUGGUGGAGGGCUGCCUUGUAGGGGGCCGGGCCAUGGGUGCCCGGGCUGCCUAUAUCUACAUCCGGGGCGAGUUCUACAAUGAAGCCUCCAAUCUGCAGGUGGCCAUCAGGGAGGCCUAUGAGGCCGGGCUGAUUGGCAGGAACGCCUGCGGAUCUGGCUACGACUUUGAUGUGUUUGUGGUGCGGGGGGCUGGGGCCUACAUCUGUGGGGAGGAGACGGCGCUCAUCGAGUCCAUUGAGGGCAAGCAGGGCAAGCCCCGCCUCAAGCCACCCUUCCCCGCGGAUGUGGGCGUGUUUGGCUGUCCCACCACCGUGGCCAAUGUGGAGACGGUAGCCGUAUCCCCCACCAUCUGCCGCCGUGGCGGGUCCUGGUUUGCCAGUUUUGGCCGGGAGCGGAACUCGGGCACCAAGCUCUUCAACAUCUCUGGCCACGUCAACCACCCCUGCACCGUGGAGGAGGAGAUGUCUGUGCCGCUGAAGGAGCUGAUAGAGAAGCAUGCUGGGGGUGUGACUGGUGGCUGGGACAACCUCCUGGCGGUGAUCCCCGGCGGCUCGUCUACACCCCUGAUCCCCAAGUCUGUAUGUGAGACGGUCCUGAUGGACUUUGAUGCGCUGAUCCAAGCUCAGACGGGGCUGGGCACUGCCGCCGUCAUCGUCAUGAACCGCUCGACAGACAUCGUGAAAGCCAUUGCCCGCCUCAUCGAGUUCUACAAACACGAGAGCUGUGGCCAGUGCACGCCUUGUCGGGAGGGUGUGGACUGGAUGAACAAAGUGAUGGGGCGCUUCGUCAAGGGGGACGCCCGUGUGUCUGAGAUCGAUGCACUCUGGGAGAUCAGCAAGCAGAUCGAGGGCCACACCAUCUGUGCCCUGGGUGACGGGGCCGCCUGGCCAGUGCAGGGCCUGAUCCGCCACUUUCGCCCAGAGCUUGAGGAUCGGAUGCACCGUUUCGCCAAAGGCUAUUCAGCCCGCCAGGCCGCCUAGGCUGGAGCGUGCCACCCCUCUCCCCCUUCCUGGGCUGGUCUGUGUGAAUAAAGUCAGGACUGCCCUCGGGCCGCUGCUGAGUUUCUAUGUA